GAUCCCGGAAGUGUACGAGGAGUCAACAAGAGGGCUUUCGCUUUCAUGUUCAUCGCCUCAAAACAGAAAGUUAAGGUUGAAAGACCCUAAAAUAGAAAUGGGCGUCGAGCAGUCCAUCCCUCUCCACCAAAGACGGAUGCAAGCAAGUCCAGUAAAUGCUUUAUUUGAGCGUGCUGUUCUUGAUGCACUCCGUGAAAUAGCCGAGGAGUCCAGCGUCCCAUCUGAACAGAUUGAGCAUGCGUGGGACCCGGAGGAUUGCUCGCCUAGGUUUAGAGUUUUGAGUGACAGGUUGACAGCCAGAAGACUUCCUUCACCUCUUACCACAGACGGCAUAAGAGGAAAGAAAGGAUACAGACAAGGUCGACAUGUGUGGGAGAUAACCUGGGAACGAGACGAGCGCGGUUCCCACGCAGUCAUUGGAAUCUCCCUUCCCCAGGCCCCGCUACAGUGCCUCGGUUACAUUCCACUGAUAGGAUCUAAUUCAGAGUCGUGGGGCUGGAAUCUAAGCAAGAAGGUGUCCUUUCAUUCUGGGGAAGAGUCUCCCUACCCAGCAAAUAAUCCUGGAUUCUUCGUGCCAGAUACCGUGUAUUGUAUAUUGGAUAUGGACAAUGGUACUCUCAGCUUUGCCACAGAAGAUACGUACCUCGGUGUGGCGUUUCGUAAUUUACCCCGUCAUCCUCUGAAGCCUUUGUGCCCAUGCGCCAGUGCAGUGUAUGGAAACUGUGACAUUAAAAUGAAGUACAUGGGACGAGGAGACAACUUUCUUGCCAAGUUACAGGCAGCGAAAGAAAAAGUUUUACAGCCGCCUCAAUCCCCUCCGGUCAAGUCCCCACCACAAUCAGCUGGAGUCCGAUCGCCGCCCCAGUCUCCGACUCCCAAAUCUCCUACCCAGGUCCCAACUGCCUCUAGCGGCCCAGUUAAGUCUUCGGAAUCUUACAAGUUUCAUCACAGUUGUGGGGACAACAUUGCAGUGAUGCUGGCCGGGAAGAAAGCAAAGAGAAUCGACGCUCUACAGCAUUUCAAUCAUGGGGUGGUUUUAACAAGCCAGCCUCUGCAAGUUGAUGAGCUAUUUGAAGUUCGUUUGGAUAGCAAAGUACCAAAGUGGUAUGGCAGUCUAGAUAUUGGAGCCACGACUGUUUCUCCAGAAAAUGUGGAGCUCCCUUCGACAAUAACCUCCAUGGUACAAGGAACAACAUUUGUGCUCAGUAGCGAUAAAAUCGUUCACAAUGGGAAAGAGAUGACAACAAUAUCAAAAGACCUAGACAGUUUGUCGGUUGGCGACCGAGUAGGAGUAAUGCGGAUGUCAGACAAUUCUCUGCAUUUUUUCAUAAAUGGCGUAGAUGUUGGCAAAAAGAUAAAAACUAUCCCGUCUGUACUUUAUGGCGUCGUGGAUGUAUUUGGCCAGGCUGAAGAAGUAACUAUAACUGGUGGCACAGCGGAAACUCAGAGCAGUAAUCAGGACGAGGUCGACUCUGUGUCAGUUAUGGUGCGCAUGAACAACACCAUAAACAUCCUGAAGGAUGGCACCUUCAGCGACGUGCUGUCCAUAACUGGAAAAGUCGCCAAAGAUAUUCUAGAGCCUUACUCUGAGACAGAUGACAGAAAGCUUCGACAGAAGUACGGUGACCACUUAUCUGAGAUCGGUGCUCCACAUCACCUGACCAUGCUUCUUCGUCGUCUGAUGGAUGUCGGAAUGGAGACUCGAGAUGGCUGGGUGGGGAUGUACGUGGUUCGCAGUGUGUUCUGGAACUAUGCGGAUGCAAGUUUAAAAAUGGCCAGGGGUUUGGGACGAAGUGGGUCGCUGAAGAUUAUGUUGAACGAUCUGGACACGUGUGGCACAAGCAGUUCCAAAAACGAAAGAAAGAAAUUCCUGGUGUCUUCUGCUAUCAACAUACUUCACAACUGCUCCAAAGCUUCAGAGAACCGUCAGAUUUUCUGUGACCUUAGAGCAAAGGAGAGGAUUGCUCCAUUUCUCAAGGCCGAUGACUUGGAAAUUGUUGUGCCGGCUUUAUUGACACUUGCCUACAUCACUUCAGAUGAGGAGAAAAAGUUGUUGGAAGCUGAGAGCAGGGUAAUAAGUUACCUUAUUGGCAUGUUGCGUAAUGCACUGAGUCAGUCGGACCUACGAGGCAGAUCAGAGGGUACCACAUGGUCGUGUCAUGAAAUCGCAGACGGCUUGAGUAACUUGGUAGUCAACGAGAAGAACAUGGAGGCUAUGUUGGAUAGAGAUGUACUUCCACUGCUCAUAUCACUCAUCGGCAAAGGCGAUGCAACCGAAAAAGAAUGCGCUGCCAACACACUGUGGGUUAUUGCAAAGACCUCUAAGGGAAAGGCAAAGAUCAAGGAAACUGCGAACGCAAUGGAAGAGCUGACUCGUUUAAGCAAAAGUGGUAACCAGGCAAUUCAAGAGGCAGCGAAACGAGUUCUCCUCGAGCUUAAAGAAACCAGAACUACCCGAGGUACAGCAAACGUAGAACGGAGAACGAGUUGUGAGUAUCAGGAGAAAUGUCGCAAGUUCAAGUCAUCACUUAAGUUGGCAGAAAUUUUCUUUGACCCAAAAUAUGACAGAUGUUUCUGCACGGAGUGCCACGCAGCCCGAGGGGACAAACUUUACUACACUCGAGGAAAACCUGCAAAGGACUACGGGAUUCCAAUAGGAUGGUGUCGGUUUGGGCUCAAGGUUCAUCAUCGAGCUACCGCUUUGGACGUGUUUAACAAAUGGCAUGUGGCAUUCCAUGGCACAAGAGUGGACAGUGUGAACGCGAUCUUGGAAUGCGGUGAUCUUCUUAUCCCAGGUGAUGUCGCGCUCGGAGGAAAAAAGUUAAGCGAGGAAGAUGGACAUUAUAAUGAUAGCAGAAAGCCAAAAGGAUUUGACACAAAACAGAUCUUUGUAUCACCGAGUGUCCGAUACUCUGGACACAACUGCUAUGCAAAACCCAAAAGUUUUCAAGACCCGUCAACAAACAAGACUUUCAGCUCAAAAGCAGUUCUGCAGCUGUGUAUCAACCCAGAGAGUUAUCAAGUUGGCCCUCAGACAAUCGGCGCUACAUCUGAGAUCGACCCGAAGUUUAGCAAUCAGGAAAUUGAAUGGUCCACUAAGGAACGUGGAUCCAUAAUUCUUUACGGGCUUCUGGUUAAACUUGAUGAAGCCAAUUGAACAUCUUUAUUGAGGGCAGUCCGUCAGGACUAUCAAAACGGCUGCCAAAUCAUUCCAUGUCAUUAGGACAUGUUGUGUUGUAACUAAU
Orbicella faveolata is the source of this 3245-nucleotide messenger RNA. Its product is annotated as neuralized-like protein 4. Gene Ontology annotation, molecular function: protein binding. NCBI's taxonomy places the organism in Eukaryota, Metazoa, Cnidaria, Anthozoa, Scleractinia, Merulinidae. The record is from RefSeq and is a predicted model, not a curated record. Gene Ontology annotation, biological process: proteasome-mediated ubiquitin-dependent protein catabolic process. Gene Ontology annotation, cellular component: SCF ubiquitin ligase complex.